Messenger RNA from Auanema sp. JU1783, 1923 nucleotides. The record is from the annotation of a GenBank genome assembly. Lineage: Eukaryota; Metazoa; Nematoda; Chromadorea; Rhabditida; Rhabditidae.
AUGGCGUCUAAGAUUGUUGCUCCGUUCGGUACUUGGGAAAGUGAAAUCAACACUGAACUUUUUUCUAAAGGAAACUGUAAAGCUAUAACUGAACAGCUUCCUGGGCAUGGUGGUUUCUACUGGAUUGAACAGAGCUUGUCAGGAAAAAGAGAAUUGUAUUUCAAAACUCUUACAGAACCAGCUGUUCGUUGGGCUCCCAAUCAAUCAGUUCAGAAUUCCGUUCAUGAAUACGGAGGUGGAAGUUUUGCUUUGACCAGGGAAGGAGGAGUUAUCUAUUCCACAAACGAAGGUGUAUAUGAGCAAUCGGAAGCUACCGCCACUCCUAUUCUUCUGGCAUGUGGUGAAGGAGGAACGAAGAGAUUUGCUGACUUCGAUGUCUUCAAAAACUUCAUUUACUGUGUUUGCGAGGUCCACACGAAGGAUGAGGUUGAAAACAAGUUAGUCGUCAUUGAUCGGUUCAGCAAAAGACAAACAACUUUCGCAUGUGGUGCGGAUUUCUAUGCAAAUCCUCGCGUCAACAAAAAAGGUACAAAAAUCGUUUGGAUGGAAUGGAACCAUAACAACAUGCCGUGGGAUGAGACAAUAAUCAAAGUAGCCAAUGUUUCUGAAGAGGGUAAUGUUUCCUCGGAAGAAGUUUUCCGUUCAGGUGUGGGAGAGAACAUCAACUAUCAAGGACCACAGUGGGUUGGAGAUGAAAUAUACUUGAGUCAUGAUGCCUCGGGUUAUUGGAACAUCUAUAACACAAACUUCUUCACAAAAGAAAGAGAGGAAUCAAACAUGUUCUAUAUACACAAAGAUAUUGGACUUCCCCUCUGGCAAUUUGGUGAUCGUCGUUUUUCCAGCAAUGGGACAACCAUGGUUUUCUUCAUGGACCAAAAUAUAUAUCUUCAACGUGGGGAGGCAAUCAUUGAUCUCGAGACGGAAGGGUACAACACUUUCUCGCACGUUAGCUUGAUUGAUAAUAACAUGAUGUGCUGUAUUGCUUCUGGCCCAGCAAAACCAUCGACUCUUUUGAGAGUCAACUUCACGAGAAGACCUAUUCUAACCGACGUUAUCAGAACUUCUGUGGACGACGGUUUGAUCAAUCCAGAAGAUAUCUCGCUUCCUAAAACCAUCAAAUUCAAAUCUGAUGGCUUCGAUGUCACUGGCUAUUUCUACGCUCCUACUAAUUCCAAGUAUACUGGAGAGGAGGGUGUUUUGCCUCCUGUGAUUCUACUGGGUCAUGGAGGACCGACAGCAGCUGCGAAUCAGGGAAUUGAUUUGAGGAAACAAUAUUUCACAAGUCGCGGAUUUGCAAUCUAUGAUGUAAACUAUCGCGGAUCAACUGGCGACGGUUCUCAAUUCCGCAAUAGUCUGAAAUCAAAAUGGGGCGUUGUGGACAGAGACGAUAUGAUUCUUGCGGCUCAAAUGCUAGUUGAGAAGAAAUUAGUCAAUCCCGAUCAAGUCUGUAUCAAGGGAAGCUCUGCUGGAGGUUAUUUGUUGUUGAGUUGCAUUCAACACUCGGAUGUUUUCAAAGCUGCUGUUUCUCUUUAUGGCGUAGCCGAUCUUAUUGGACUAGUGAAGGACACUCAUAAGUUCGAGAAAGGUUAUAAUAUUACUUUGUUAGGAAAAUUCCCUGAAGAGAUUAAAACCUAUGAGGAAAGAAGUCCGAUUAACCACAUCGACAAAAUCCAGUGUCCUAUUGCUUUCAUGCAUGGAAAAGAGGAUACUGUCGUCCCUGUUAGUCAAAGUGUUGAAAUGUAUGAAAAACUGAAAGCGAGAGGAGUCACUACAGCCCUGAUGUUGUUUGAGAAUGAAGGACACGGCUUCAGAGGAGUGGACGCUAUGAAAGACAGCGUAGAAGGAACUUAUUAUUUCCUUUGCAAAGCCAUUGGAAUCGAGCCAACAGGAACAUCGAAGAUGGAAAUUGUGAACUUGAAGUAA